This is a messenger RNA of Vespula vulgaris, 1619 nucleotides long. RefSeq lists its product as uncharacterized. NCBI's taxonomy places the organism in Eukaryota, Metazoa, Arthropoda, Insecta, Hymenoptera, Vespidae. The record is from RefSeq and is a predicted model, not a curated record. Bases 152 to 880 code for a protein of 242 amino acids. The transcript has 4 exons.
AAAAGAAAAAUGCUACAUAUCGAUAUGGUUACACAUCGUAUAUAACAUCGAAUAUCUAUAAAGGUUGCGCAGAAUCUUGUUUCACGAGUGUUUAGAGUUAGACGAAGCGUAUUUAAUUGUGCAUCAGUCUGAAAAGAGACCUUGAAAGGUAAUGUCGUCAACAACGUUUUCAGUUUUUUUCUUUCUGACGAGAGUGAUCAUUCUAAAGUAUUUCUCCGCGAUCGAUGCGUCUAUAAUUGAAAGAAUAGAUGUGCCGUCAGUUGUACAUAAUGGUACUGGACCAAUCAAGCUUUCUUGUAUUUACAAAAUCGAUGAGAACGAAAAUGGUCUUGUUGUUAAAUGGUACCACGAGUUGGACCAAAUCUAUCAAUGGAUACCUCCCUUGCCACCUCAAGAUACGGGUAUAAUUGCGAACUACACGAAAUAUCCAGCGGAGAAUUUAAGACAACCAGAGACACGAUCGAUAAUCUAUUUAAAAAUGAUUACUCUUGACAUGAGCGGAGAAUACAUGUGUGUUGUUAAAACAUUUCAUAGCGAACACACCAAAGCAGCCAAGAUGAUUGUAUACGUCCCGGAAAGCAGCGCAAACAUUUAUGUCUCUCGUUUUAAUGAUAGUCAUAUUAACGUUAAAUGUAUAGUCUUAGGAGCACAACCUAAGCCGACUUUGGUACUUUAUAUCGAAGGGAUUAAAAUCAAUGAUAAAUUCGACGAAUCAUUGCAAAUUAUUAACGAAUAUAGGCAUAAUCUUUCCGUAACACGGAAUAUUGUCUUAAAGAAUAUAAUGAAUCCUGUAUUAAUAGAGUGCGAAAUUUCUAUUUCUGAAACAAAUUACAAAAGAAGGGAAAAGAUGGUUUACUACCCUGAUUAUAUAAAAAAUUAAGAUAAUGAAUUAUAUUUUCAUUAUAUUAUAAUCAUAAUUUAGUAUAAUAAAAAAAAAGUAAUAAUCAGAAAAAAGUAAUAACGUAGUUAAAACAGUAAUAUUAAUAUAUUAGCUUUAAUUUAUAUUAACUUUAUUUAUUGAAUUUUUAACUUUUCGGACAUCUUAAUCCAUUUUUUUUAUAUCAUAUAUCUUUGUUAUUUCCAAAAUUUAAUUUUCAUAUGAUAAAAAUGUUAAUCUGUUGAUCGAAAUUAGUUUAGGUUUUAAAAAUUAAUGGAACUAUCUUUUUUUUUUAUAAUUAGGUGCUCGCUCUUAGCAUAUGUUUAAUAUUCUACGAACAAAACGAAUUAAAAAUUCUAACAAUAUAUGCAAAUCUGAUACAAUACGAAUGAAAAUUCGCGCUUAAAAGUUCUGUCUAUUAUAUUGUACGGGGACUCCCUCAAUUCUUGAAUCGUGUUGUAAGGGGAUUACACCGAUUUUCAAACUAUAUUGUAGGAAUAUCGCGUUAUAAGGAUUAUAUUCGGAAUAAAAUCUAUGGUAUACUUUAGUCAACCCCCGUACUAAGAAGAUCGACAAUCGAAUGUUAAUUAGCUUCAAUAUCUAUAUUUGUACGGCGAUUGCGUAUAAGUCGAGGGUGGAUGAGAAGAUAUAGUGGGGGAAAAUUUACUUAGAAAUCAAGCAACAGGAUCUUCUGAUGCUCCUUAAGAUCAUUCCUUCGCCAGCUCUCGCAAUCUGCAAAAGU